Messenger RNA from Rotaria sp. Silwood2, 377 nucleotides. The record is from the annotation of a GenBank genome assembly. NCBI's taxonomy places the organism in Eukaryota, Metazoa, Rotifera, Eurotatoria, Philodinida, Philodinidae.
AUGAGUAAUCAAAGUGUUCGUAAAGUUUAUCGACCAAGUCUAUUCGUACGUAAAAAUGAUGCAUUUGGAGCAUGGAGUUUUAAUUUUUUACUAAAUCUACUUGAAAUAGAUUAUCGUUGUUCGAAUAAUCAAGAUUUUCCUGAGGUAUGGAAAACGACUGAUCAAACAAGAGUUACUGUCAAUGUUAUUCAGUCAACGGAUGAACACUUGAGUAAAUCAACAAACAAGGCAGACUCAUCGAAUGCAACUAAUAAAAGUGCUAAUGAAGAUGAAGAAUCAUCUACUUUACACGGUCUACUGGUACAGAUUUGUCGACAAAACAAUUAUGACGAUGCUGAAGCUACUUUAUGGCUCAACAAAUUGAAAGGUAAGAAAGU